Molecule: messenger RNA, 1198 nt
Organism: Quercus robur (English oak)
Lineage: Eukaryota; Viridiplantae; Streptophyta; Magnoliopsida; Fagales; Fagaceae
Product: psbP domain-containing protein 4, chloroplastic
Exons: 5
Coding region: 245-1075 (276 amino acids)
Biological process (GO): photosynthesis
Cellular component (GO): photosystem II; photosystem II oxygen evolving complex; extrinsic component of membrane
Molecular function (GO): calcium ion binding
Source: RefSeq, a predicted model, not a curated record
CUUUUAGCAUAGAGAAUCCAGAUUGUGCACGGUUUUGAUGCCACGUCCACACAUAGCCAUUAACCAAACUCCAAACACCUGAGGACCUCAACCAAGUUUCGGUUUUGCCACAAGCAGUUGCUGUUGUUAAAUUUUCCUGAGACAAAAAAAGCACACCAAGUUUCUAUCUUUAGCUGGAAAAAUUUGGGCUCUUUGAAUCAGAAUACACUUGUCUUUUUACCUUUCAGUUUUGAAGAAGAAGAACAUGGGAACAACCUUAUUUACUAGCUGCAGCUUUUCUUGGAGAUACCACCAGCAGAUAAUUCCUUCUAGUCAUAUGCUUACUCAGUGUUCACUGGAAAAUGGGAUUUCUACAGCAAAAGUUAUUCCUGAUUCAGGAGAGAGUAAAGUGGUUGAUGGAGGAAUUGAGAAAUGGUCUGGGUUGAUGAAGAGAAGAUCAGUUUUGGUUUCUGGGGUUUCUUUAAUCUCCUCAACAUGUUUGGGUUCUCCAAGAGAAGGUUUGGCUGUGGUUAAACAAGGCCUUCUAGCUGGGAGGAUACCUGGUCUGUCUGAACCAGAUGAACAAGGUUGGAGGACAUACCGCAGGCCAGAUGAGAAGUCUGGAGGACAUGGUGUUGGAUGGAGUCCUAUAAUCCCCUACGUAUUUUCUGUCCCUCAGUAUUGGGAAGAGGUUCCAGUAUCAAUAGCAGAUCUAGGUGGGACAGAAAUUGAUUUGAGAUUUGGUAGCUCUAAGGAAGGAAAACUAUUUGUAAUUGUUGCUCCUGUUCUCAGAUUUAGUGAUGGUCUUGGUGACAAUGCUAAAAUUGAACUAAUUGGACCUCCGGAUAAAGUGAUUAAUGCAUUUGGACCUGAAGUGAUUGGUGAAAAUGUAGAAGGGAAGGUUAUAAGUAUGAAUGUAGCAGAACACUCAGGAAGAACAUACUACCAGUAUGAAUUAGAGCCACCUCAUGCUCUUAUCACUGCAACUGCAGCUGGAAAUCGCCUCUACUUGUUUAAUGUAACAGCAAGUGGUCUUCAGUGGAAGAGGCACUACAACGAUUUGAAAAGGAUAUCCGACUCUUUUCGCGUUGUCUAAUUUAAUUCUCUCAUUAAAUGAGAUAGCAUAAAGAUAUUGUUUCUGUAGUGUAAUUUACAACAAUUAGAGGAAAAAAAAAAUACUUCAAAAAUAGUUAAAAGCAAAGAGUAUUGGUGGUAGAAA